This is a messenger RNA of Rosa rugosa (rugosa rose), 2661 nucleotides long. RefSeq names its product spindle assembly checkpoint kinase-like. Gene Ontology annotation, molecular function: protein kinase activity; ATP binding. The transcript has 11 exons. The record is from RefSeq and is a predicted model, not a curated record. NCBI's taxonomy places the organism in Eukaryota, Viridiplantae, Streptophyta, Magnoliopsida, Rosales, Rosaceae. Gene Ontology annotation, biological process: signal transduction; protein phosphorylation. Bases 87 to 2120 code for a protein of 677 amino acids.
CUGGUAUCUGGUGGAGACAAUAUGCUCAUAUUAAAUAGCCUCUCUUCCUGUUGUUGACAUCUCGGUUUUUCUUCUGGUUGUUUUCAAUGGCCUCGAUCCCUCGAACAACUGAAGCUCGUCGCUGGAAGUAUGACGUGUAUUUGAGUUACUGGGAUCUUGACACUCGAAGGGGUUUUACAUCUCAUUUAUACGGUGGUCUGCAGAGGAGGGGAAUUAAAACAUUCAUGGGUUAUCAAGAUCUUCAAGUAGGGGAUGAGAUUUAUCCCACUCUCCUAAAGGUAAUCGAAGGAUCAAGGUUGGCAAUUGUUGUUCUGUCCCAAAAUUAUGCUUCUUCUGCUUGGUGUUUGGAUGAACUUACAAAGAUUUGUCAGUUCAUGGAGGACGGCCACAGAAUUCUUCCAGUUUUUUAUGAUGUCAAGCCUAGUGAUGUAAGAAAUCAAAAUAGGAGUCUUGAAGAUGCUUUCACCAAGCAUGAGCGAUUCGAAUCGGAGAAGGUCAAGCAGUGGAGAGAUGCUUUAAGAAAAGUGGCCGACUUCGCUGGGUUGGUUCCAAAAUACAGGACUGAGCGAGAUCUUGUCGAAGCUACUGUGGAAUUUGUGUACAGUAAACUACAACACGUUGUGGAAAUCAACACUGGAGAUUUUGAAGCAACAAGGCAAGCCACUACUGAAAUUGAACCUGCAAUCUGUCGACAAACUGCUGCAUCUCUUCCUUCAUCAACUGAAUCAUCAUCAACAGCUGGUCAGUGGAAGUAUGACGUGUAUUUGAGUUUCUUGGGUGCAGAUACUCGAAACAGUUUUACAGAUCAUUUAUACUAUGGGCUGCAACAUAGUGGACUCUCAAUGAAUCAACAUCUUGAACGAGAGCAGCCCAUUUCUCCCUCUCUCGUGGAGGCAAUUGAAGAAUCAAGGUUUGCAAUCGUUGUUAUGUCGAAAAGCUAUGUUCAUUAUACUUGGUGUUUGGAGGAACUUACAAAGAUCUGUGAGUGCAUGAAAAACCAAAACAGAAUUCUUCCAAUUUUUUAUAAUGUGGCAAACGUUGAUGUACGGUACUGCAAGACGAGUUUCGAAAAAGCUUUCCAAGAGCAUGAAAGCUCUGGGCGACACACAUCAGACAAGAUAAAGGGCUGGAAAGAUGCUUCAAACCAUGUAGUCAGUCUCUGCGGGUGGCAGACAAAGAAUUAUAAGACUGAUAGAGAACUUGUGGAGACAAUUGUGGAUUUUGUGUGCCGUCAAGUAAAACCUAGUGAAAUUGGGUUUACAAUCUCUACUAAUUGGAAAAAGGGUCAUCUUCUCGGCAGCGGCUCCUUCGGGUCUGUGUAUGAAGGAAUUUCUGAGAUCUUUGUUGAUAUGAUCUUGCUCUCUUUCAGUGGCGGAUGCUUCAUUGCUGUCAAGGAAGUUUCCUUGCUUGAUCAAGGAAAAGUUUCUCAACUUGAACAGGAGAUUGCUCUUCUGAGUCAAUGUAAACAUGAGAACAUAGUUCAGUAUUAUGGCACACAAAAGGAUGAAUCAAAGCUCUACAUCUUUCUGGAACUUGUAACCAAAGGCUCCCUUCAAAAGCUAUAUCAAACGUACCCUCUUACAGAUUUGCAUGUCUCUGUAUACACUAGACAGAUCUUGCAAGGUCUGAAGUAUCUUCACGGCCAAAAUGUGAUUCACAGGGACAUUAAAUGCGCAAAUAUUUUGGUGCAUGCUAAUGGAUCUGUGAAGCUUGCAGACUUUGGCUUGGCAAAGACUAUCAAAAUGAACGAUAUAAUAUCUUGCCGAGGAACUGCAAACUGGAUGGCCCCUGAGGUUGUUGAACCUGAAAAUCCAGGUUAUGGCCUUCCAGCUGAUAUAUGGAGUCUUGGAUGUACUGUGUUGGAGAUGUUAACUAGGAUGGUUCCAUACCCUAAUCUCGAAUGGAUGGCGGCAUUAUGGAAAAUUAUGAAGGGGGAGCCCCCUCUGGUUCCUGAUUCUCUUUCAAGGGAGGCACAAGAUUUUAUCCAUCUAUGCUUACAAGUUGAGCCAGAUAAUCGUCCCACUGCUGCUCAGCUUUUAAAACAUCCAUUUGUAAAUAAGCCCCUUCCUCCCACGUCUUCUGGAUCAGUAUCUCCUUACAAUCACCACAGGCAGAGUUGAAAAGAUUUAUUCAGCUAUAAGUUGUGAUGGUAAUAAGCUCUAUUCAACCCAAAGAAGCAGGCUGACAACUCAUCCAUGUUCUAUAAUUUGCUUUGGAAUCCUGUGUUCGGCCACCAAAUCUUGGCUUACUCUAGUAGAGUGCAUGCUUGACUGCUUGUUAUAACUUCAGUGAUUUUCAAGGUCUAUGCCAGAUCUGGCAAUGGGUUAUACGACUUUAGAAGAACAAGCAUCCUUCCGCAGGUGCCUGCUCUGAAAAUCAUCUUGCACGUAGAGCAAUCCCACUAAUUAUUUCACCAUCAUUUCUGUUGUAGAAAUAUGAUUUAUUGAUGUUCGAUUAGUGUUUGGCGUUUCAUGUCUUCCCCUCUGUUCCAAAUGAAGAUAUUUAGCGGGUGAGAGAUUGUAUGGGCAAGUUGUGGUAGAUAGUUUUGUUAGUAUUGGAAAAUAAUUCCGAUUUGUAUAGAUCUGUUUCUGACAGUGUCAUAGUUGGCAUGCAUUCAUAAUGUACUUAAAAUUAAUGGCCGAAGCAGUUUCGUAAAAUUAA